Molecule: messenger RNA, 609 nt
Organism: Striga asiatica
Lineage: Eukaryota; Viridiplantae; Streptophyta; Magnoliopsida; Lamiales; Orobanchaceae
Source: the annotation of a GenBank genome assembly
AUGGAAAACCCUAACCAAGACGCCGCCGCCGCCGCUCAAACACUCCCCUCCGCACAGGAAAACACCUCUCUCCCUCCCCCGCCGGCGUUUCCUUCUUCCCCCGACAGCCAGAUGCGGCAGAUUGCCAGAAAGGUCGCGUAUCUGCCGGACUCGGUCAAGUCCUUCCUCAUCACCGAGGUCGCCGCAAAUCACUGUCCCAUACUGUUUGAUCUCUGCAAACUCAAUUACGGACGUUCCCGCCAAAUCCCUCCGUCGCUUCCCAGCAGCCUCUCCCCGGCGCCCGGCUGCUCUCUGCCCGAUCAGGUAGCGGAGCUUUUAGAAGUGGUGGCCCGGGACGAGAGUAGGAAAAUUUACGUCCACAAUCUGAGUGGUGAGACGAGUAUGGACGACGUGAAUGGUGUUGUUGGGGAAUUUGGGGCCGUUGAGGAGCUUGGAUUUCGUUGGUCUACCACUCUAGCUACGGUCAAGUAUUUCGAUCCCCAGGCGGCAAGACGAGCCCUCGAAACACCUGUUGAGGUUAUGAACCGGCAUCACCUCCAAUGGCACUCUGUCAAAACGGGUUGCUCUAUCUGCGAAGGGCGGGCAGGUUUCUCAUCAUUUUUGAUAUGA